AGGAUGAGAGUGCUGCUAAUAAUGACAAUUCAUUGUCGAAUUAUGAUUAGGCGUCGUUGGACAAUGCAUUCACGCGUCACCCGGUGGUGGAAAAAAGAAGUGGGGCACUGGGGGCACCAAUGGCUCGACUUGAGUCUUGAACGUGUUCCAUCAGGUUUCGUCCCUUGAUGCCCGCUUCUAGAUAUAAGUAAUAUAAGUAGAGAUGCGAAUUCCUGUCAUUUUCCUCACAGAGCUGGUCUCUCCACAACUUAUACUCUUACGCAAAAAACCCACUGCUUAUCGUCCAGUUCUCGAGUAUUAUCCAUGGUUUACUCUCAAUCCAUCCUUACAGCUGUUAUCGCUAUUGGAGCCGCUUCUUAUGGCUCCGCUUUUCCUGUGCCAACUACUUCUGCUACGCACCAGAAUGGCAUGCCCAUCGACCUCUCUCACAUUGGAGAUGUGACAGUUCUCGAUACCUCUCUUUCAGGUAGCCACGCAAAGGCUCGGCGAACUGUCGAGGUGGUCCGAGAAAAUUUCAAUGCUCGAGAUUUCGACGUCAUUGUUAAAGACAAUGCUGAAGGGGACUGGCGUCAUCAUGUACCUACUAGUAACGAGGAAGAAUCUGAGGAAAAAGAAGAAUCUCCUCACAACGUCGAAAUUCUUCCGGUUUCGGUCCAUAUUCCCUCCAUUGCCGGUAUGACCCAGAAUCUUCAGGAUCCGACCCCCCAUUGCAGCGCACCCCCCGCCGAAUACAGUCUCCCUUCUCAAUAUCCUCACAACCUCAUCCGUGGUGUAAAAGCUAUCGAAUACACUUCGAAAGAGAUAUCUGUGGACUUUGAUGAGGCGCUAUAUGCUUUCAAAGUACUCGAAUGCAAUUGGACGAAGUUUUUGGAUGACACAGACCCAGGAAGGGAGAUCAAGAGGGGGAACCAAGUAAUUCAAAACACAUGGCGUCGUUACCUAGAAGAUUUGUGUAGCACUCAACAGAAGCUCACAAUCAAGCACCAUCCUCGCGCUGUUCCCUGAAAUGAGUUUCGGACUAAAUUACUCUCACUAGUACAAAUACAUUGCCUCUUGCGUAUACUCAUGCUUUUGAUGAUAGUACUGUCGUCUCUGCAGGCGAUUGUUAAGGGAUCGGAAGGUCCUUUACUGUGUGUUUGCUCUGAAAGCUUAAAGCUCAAGCGCUCAAGCGUUCUGAAAGAGUAUUCCUCGCGGAGCUCAGAAUUCAGAUUUUACACCUACGAAACUCAACUAUACAAUUCUUCGCGAGAAGUUUAUAAUAAUCAGUCAACAAUCCCUUCGUGCAAUCGCCUUUGAGCACAUCGAACC
Molecule: messenger RNA, 1308 nt
Organism: Lentinula edodes (shiitake mushroom)
Lineage: Eukaryota; Fungi; Basidiomycota; Agaricomycetes; Agaricales; Omphalotaceae
Exons: 4
Coding region: 304-1005 (233 amino acids)
Source: RefSeq, a predicted model, not a curated record